This is a messenger RNA of Sinocyclocheilus anshuiensis, 2044 nucleotides long. Its product is annotated as glycerol-3-phosphate acyltransferase 3-like. Gene Ontology annotation, biological process: triglyceride biosynthetic process. Bases 197 to 1507 code for a protein of 436 amino acids. The transcript is spliced from 13 exons. Gene Ontology annotation, molecular function: glycerol-3-phosphate O-acyltransferase activity. The record is from RefSeq and is a predicted model, not a curated record. Gene Ontology annotation, cellular component: endoplasmic reticulum. NCBI's taxonomy places the organism in Eukaryota, Metazoa, Chordata, Actinopteri, Cypriniformes, Cyprinidae.
UGCAUCAUGUAGAGCCAUAUGUGUCCGAACUUUGUAACCAGUCACACGAAAGCUUGUUCGGACAUAGCUUCAGGAUUUGAGAUAUACAGUAUAUGUAACAUCGACUUCAGACGUCUGUAAUGAAGAUAUGAAUGUUAUCGAGAUGGCCCGAGCUCAGAGCCCUGUCCCAUAGACUGGCAGGAAGGACAGCAGAGAGAUGGAAGGUGCUUGGGACAUUGCAUUCCUGCUCUUCCAGGUGUGGCUGUCCAUAGUAGUGGGGCUCAUCGUGUUACCUGCUAUGUUUGGUGUGUCCCUGGGCUUCACAGAUAUCUACAUCAAGGUGCUGGUUAAGACACUGGAGUGGGCGACUCUCAGGAUCCAAAGAGGACAGAAGGAACAGCCAACACUGCCAUUACAGUCAGCCAGUGGGAUCAUCGAGAAAGAUGAUGGCUCUAUGGAGGAGGAAAUCGGAGAGCUGCGACGAUCCCAUCCUAAAAAUCUGGCGGGGGGAGACUUUACACUGUGUGAUGCCUUCUAUUUCUGUAAGAAAGGCAUUGAGAACAUUGUUGAGGAUCAGGUGACUCAGCGCUUCACGUCGGAGGAACUGGCUUCUUGGAACCUCCUCACGAGAACCAACAGCAACUUUCGUUAUAUCAGUGUGCGGCUCACCAUCAUAUGGGGCCUGGGAGUUUUUAUACGUUACUGUAUCUUGUUGCCUCUCAGGAUCACGUUGGCUGUUAUCGGAUUGAGUUGGUUGGUGAUAGGAACUACUCUUGUUGGAUUACUUCCUAGCAGCAAUUAUUCAAAUGACCGCUGUUUCUUAUAUUUGUCUCAUGGGAUGCAUAACAGAGAGAAUCGGCCAAAAAAAGGAGGUAUCUGUGUUGCCAACCACACCUCCCCGAUUGACAUUGUCAUUCUGGCGAAUGAUGGAUGUUAUGCUAUGGUAGGUCAAGUUCAUGGAGGCCUCAUGGGGGUCAUCCAGAGGUCAAUGGUGCGGUCCUGUCCCCAUGUGUGGUUUGAGAGAUCUGAGAUGAAAGAUCGCCAUGCGACUGCCAAAAGGUUGAAAGACCAUAUUGCUGAUAAAACUAAGCUGCCAAUCCUGAUCUUCCCAGAGGGAACUUGCAUUAAUAAUACGUCAGUCAUGAUGUUCAAGAAGGGAAGCUUUGAAAUCGGUGGAACUAUAUACCCAGUAGCAAUCAAGUAUGACCCUCAGUUUGGAGAUGCCUUCUGGAACAGUGCCAAGUACAACAUGGUGAGCUACAUCCUCAGAAUGAUGACAAGCUGGGCCAUUGUGUGUAACGUGUGGUACCUCCCACCUAUGACUCGACAGGAUGGAGAGGAUGCUGUUCACUUUGCUAACAGAGUGAAAUCAGCCAUAGCACAGCAGGGAGGUCUGGUGGAUUUGUCCUGGGAUGGAGGACUGAAGAGGGAAAAGGUGAAAGAAUCAUUUAAGGAGGAGCAGCAGAAGAUGUACAGCAGUAUGAUCGUAGGCUUAGACUGUCAUGAAGCCUCUGAAGGUCCCGUGUAAAUUUCAUCUCACACUAUUUAUGAACUUGAUCUGAAAGUAUGAAACAAUUCUAGCUCAGCCACCAGACACAAUCAUUCAGCAUCCAUCGGCACAGUGCGAUGCUGCACCUUUUGAUUCAGCUAUAUUUUAUUUAACUGGAAAAAUUUUUCUUGAGAUCUGAACUUGUAAUUCUUUGGCCGUGUUUUUAAAUGUGUACAUAAAUCUUUAAAAUAGUGAUGAUAUAUUGUUACAUGACUUAGUGAAACACUUUGUUUUUUUCCGCUUUGUUCUCAAUCGUUGUUGGGAGUUAGUAUGCCUAGUUUCCUUUACAAUACACUGUAUAGAUUUGCAUGUUAAAAUAUUCACUUCAUCUUCAUAUUGUAUUCCUGUUACAUGAUUUCUUAAAGAUCCUAAAGCUGCACACACUUUUCUCAGGUCCAGUGAGCUGUUCUUGUGUGGACACUAGAGGUCACUCUUACCAAACAAAAAAAAAUUCGAGCCACAUCAGACAGCUCACUAUCAUGAUUGCCUUUCCUAAGAAAAUAAUGAAAUUAAAUA